UCCAAUUGCUAAGUAAAAUUUUAUGAUGAGUAGCUUCGGAAAAAUAAAUUCCAUUUCUACCCCGCCAAAAAGAAAAUUCCAGAGCUUAUUAAAUUUUUAUCAUCCUUGGACAUUUCACAUCACACAUCAAAUUUAGUCGGGCCUAGGGUAAUCUUUUCGCACCUCAAUUCUCCAGAUCGAAUCGUUUCUCCACAUUAAAAUAAUAUAAUGGGCAAACCAAAGCGCAAUGUCUUCGCUGCGGCUGAAGAAACAUCUACCCCGCCAGACACACUGACGGAAACACAAUCCAUUGCUCGUGUUAUCAAAGCUGAAGGAAACAGCUUAUACUCUUGUACGCUCCCAGACAAGUCAGCUAUCCUGGUCGAAUUACCUUCACGAUUCCGCAACACAAUUUGGAUCAAACGUGGUGGUUAUGUCUUGGUCGAUACCAAAGACGCGAACGUGAGAGAGAAUAAGAUUGGUGGUGAAAUCAUAAAUGUCGUCCGGGACGAACACAUUUGGCGGAAAGAAACUUAUUGGUAGGUUUCGCGUUAUAUGAGGAUCAAUUCGACUCAUUAACACGUUUCAACAGGCCCAAGGAAUUUCCCAAGAGCUCUGCAUAUAUCGAGGAUUCGGAUGACGAGGAGUCGACCGUUGGUAAAAUGCCACCAUCAGAUUCGGACGAGGAAUGAUAUGGCAAAUAUCCUAGGGAGCGAGAAAAUCUCUGCUCACACCAAAUCAAGACUUCUUUUUGUCGACCCCUCCUUGGCCUUUGGGAACGACGAAAUCUAGCCUUGUUCCCCACCAUACAGCCGCCACGGUAAUGAACAUAAUACUGACUACCGUCAAAGAACUCAUGGCAGUACUAGGGUAC
Molecule: messenger RNA, 853 nt
Organism: Sclerotinia trifoliorum
Lineage: Eukaryota; Fungi; Ascomycota; Leotiomycetes; Helotiales; Sclerotiniaceae
Source: the annotation of a GenBank genome assembly